Molecule: messenger RNA, 3097 nt
Organism: Mycosarcoma maydis (corn smut)
Lineage: Eukaryota; Fungi; Basidiomycota; Ustilaginomycetes; Ustilaginales
Exons: 1
Source: RefSeq, a predicted model, not a curated record
AUGUCACACCCUCCUGCUGUGAAGGACAAUCAGCAGCAUCAAGGCUCUACGCACAACAGUGUAGCGACUGACAAUCCUGCCUCAGAGGUCAUGGUCGCAUCUUUGGCCUCGUGGUCGCCGAAAAACAGCGCAAGCGCCGCAGCUCUUCCAAAUCAGGAAGCGUGCCUUCACACUGCUGACUCAAUUGGUCAUUCAGGUAGCCCCAUUAUGGACGUAUCACCCGCAAUGCCUUCGAUGCCUUUCACGCCACCGAUGUCGUCGUCUCCCAAAGCUCAAGAUGCCACGAUCCGGAUGAUGUUGGCACACAUGUACCGGACCGGUCAGCGCGAAGAGUGGCUUCACGAUGAUGGCGCCGACUACGAACAAGAGGGUGUAUUCAUGCUGUGUCCGACCGCUCUCCACGGGAUUUACGCCCAUCCAGCCGAAGCCGAGUCAGAGAUUGAAUGGGUCAAGGAGCUGUUGGUGUCGGUGCAAGCGUCUUGCGCCGUGAUCGCCAAGCCUGCCAGCACAUACGAGCUGCUCAAGCACGUGUCUUUGCAUCCGUCCCUCAUACUCGAGACCGGAGAAGAGAUUCCAAUUGUGGACGACCUGUCGCAAGUUUCAAUGUUGGCAAGUACGUCGGGUUGCUUGUUGCUUCGCUCGACGGGAAUGGCCGUCUCGUACGGUAGCGCCAUCGACGUCUUGCACAUGGCGCGGCAGCUGGACGCUGCUCUGGUCACUUCUCUGUUCGCUUUCACGAUGCCUGCUUUGCCGUCGUCUAUUCACAUGGCAGCCACCGUUGCGCAGGAGGAGCAACAGCACGACGAUGAAGUUCGAGCGGUCAUGCACCAGCAACCUAAUGCGCAGCAGCGUGAGUGGCUAUCGUCGCUGCCACCCAGUGACAAGCCUGACAAGCAGGCCAGUUCCGACGAUUCGAUGCUUUCUGGUGAGAAGGAAAUCACCGAAAAAAGCGUUGCGCCCGUCGUUCUGUUCGAUCAAGAAACGGGAGAAACCGUGCUAGAACCGGAACGUACCUCGACCCACGUGGCUGCUCUGCUCUCCGGACUUGGCGUCGCAGUCAACAUGGUCAUAAUGUCACUCUUUGCGCGCGACGUCGUGAUCAACACGCUGGCCGACAGCAACUACAUGCGGGCCGUUCUUCUGGUCGCCAUUGUGCCCCGUUUCCUGGUUGCCCAGUACUUCUGCGACCACAUUAUUCUGAUCCUGGCGCAGCUUAUCUUUCCCGUUUCGCAGAUGCAUCGCAACUCUCUCUACUACUCUGGAGCGCCCAGUGCGCCGCUUGCCAAGGACCAUAGGCUUCCACACUUUACCGUCCAUAUGCCAUGCUACAAGGAAGGGCUGCAAACUGUGCUGGCACCCAGUCUGAAGAGCGUAAUGGAUGCUGUGCAUGCGUACCGCGCGCAAGGCGGUACCGCCAACGUCGUCAUUUCGGAAGACGGCCUUCGUCUGCUAGGCAAGCAGGAGGCGGAAGAACGCGUUCGAUUCUACAAUGCUAUGGGAUGCUCAUGGGUAGCACGGCCAGCCGAUGGCGAAAAAGGAUACAAGCGUCUUGGUCGUUUCAAAAAGGCUUCGAACCUCAACUUUACCUACACUCUGUCUCUGCGUCUCGAGCAGAUCAUUGAUGAGAUCUCCACCACACGACGACAGCAACGCAUUGCUGCUCAGAGCAGCAACGCAAGCGCCAAUUUCAGCGAGACCGGAGCCGAGAUCGAAGCCGAAGACCAGGCCAUCUACGCAGAGGCUUUGCAACGCGUUCUGGACGAGUCUGAUGGCCGUGCUUGGGCGACAGGCAACAUCCGCAUGGGCGACUACAUCUUGCUAAUCGAUUCGGACACGCGAGUUCCGGAGAAUUGCCUCAUGCAGGCAGCUGCUGAGCUGGAACGUUCGCCUGACGUCGGUGCGCUGCAGCACUGCUCCGGCAUCACCUACGUACAGCAUCACUACUUCGAACGCUUGCUCGGAUACUUCGUUGGUGUCUUCACAAACUUCAGCAUCUCUUGGGUCUGUUCCAAUGGCGCCAUGGCGCCUUUGAUGGGACAUAAUGUCUUCUUGCGAUGGACCGCCUUACAGCAAGUAGCCGACAAGAGGCUUUUGCAGGAGGAACGUCAGAUCUUCUCGUCGCAGCAUGUCUCUGAAGACUAUGAGCUGGCGAUGCGCUUGCAAAUGGCCGGCUACUGCGUCCGGUGGGCAACGUAUUCCAACCAAGCGUUCCGAGAGGGUGUCUCGCUCAACCCAACCGACGAAAAGGCGCGCUGGCAGAAGUACGCUUUCGGUGCAUGCGAGAUCCUCUUCAAUCCGUUCGUGCGCUGGUACAAGGGCCCCUUCACCUCCCUAUUUUGGCGUUUUAUGUGGUCGCGAAACGUACGCACUGCGGGAAAGCUGAGCAUGCUGUCCUACCUGUUCUCCUACUUUGCUCUGGGCGUGUCGCUUCCGCUUACGGUUCUUAUGACCGUCAUCCAAGGGCUGUUCUGGCCGACACUAGACACCUCCUUCAAACCCGUGUUUGACACUUGGAUUUCAGUCAUGGUGGUUUUCAACUUUGCUGGCGCCAUCGGCUUAGUCACAGUGCGAGCUCGUGCUGGUCACAGCACCCUGCUACAGUCGCUUUGGGAAGGAGUUAAGCAUUUGCCUGCCAUCAUUGUCUUUUUCUCCGGAAUUACCUACCACGUUGCCGCUUCCAUCUUGGCCUACUUCUUCUCCGUUCGGAUGACAUGGCAGGCGACCAGCAAGGACUUCCAGCAAACUUCGAUCAAGCAAGUCAUCCGUCGCUUCUGGCACUGCUACUUGACAAUGACGCUGCUUCUGGUUGUCAGUGUUGUUGCAGUGAGUCCGCUGGUACCACUUGGCUGGCGUAUUGGCACGUUUACGAUUCUUUUCCCGUUGUUCUUGGCCAUCAUCAUGCACUUCCUUUUCCCGAUCCUGCUGGAUCCUGGUAUCCUGCACAAGUUCAUCCCUCGAUACUAUGCUGCAAAGGCCAAGGCGGUUGAGCCCUCGCGUGCUUUCUUCUAUGGCGCCAACGCUGAAGGCGCCCAGCCGGGUCAGUUCCGCAUGACGUUCGACGACGAGAAGGCGGGUAUGCACAAAUCAUCCAGCUCCU